AAUAAGCCAUUUCACAUAUCUCGAAUAUCUCGAAUUUCCCAAGCGCAGUGUCAAAUUUUCAACAUGUCGAUAUCGAGCGUUCAGACCAUUCAAUCGAACACCUCAGCGGCGGAUGUCCUGCGGGGUAGAAAAAUUCCAGUUCAUCGCCUCAGCUCGAAGCUGGUGGCCAAGGCACAGGACAAGGCUAAGAAGGUGGAGGAAUUCCUGACCAGGGUCAAGUCCACUUCGAUGAUUUCCUUGUCAGGACUUGCUACCCGCUACGAAUCCAAUUGCCUUCAGGAGCUCAACGAGUGGUAUGAGCCGAGGAUCAAGUUCUACGACGAGGUCGAUGCCAGCUUGCAUCCCAGCUACGAAAUAAAGCAUUUCCAAUACGAUCUUAAUUGCUAUGUACGGUAUCUGGACGCCAAGGAGAAAUAUGACAGGCAGUUCCUUCAGGAAAUGGAGCACUUCAUUGCGAAUCAACGCAAUAUCUGCGACCAGUUCUUUCUGAAGAAAAUCCUGUGCUAUAAAACACUGUGGCCGCCACUGCAUACAAAGCGGGAAUUAAAUAACUUUGUCUCAAAAUUCUUUCAAAUGACUACCAAGCAAAAACGUCGCGUCGAGUAUCUGUUGAAAACGGAUUUAAGUCUGGGUUGCUAGAACUUAUCAAAUUGCAAAAUAAAUGAGGCUUUUUAUUCCGCUUGGAAACGGUUUAAGUAGCACAUUUAAUUUUGCAAUUAUUCUGUGCAAAAAUUAUGAAAUUACUCUAUGAAAUAUUGUACAGCCAAUAAAUUAAACUAUGCAAUU
Drosophila erecta is the source of this 786-nucleotide messenger RNA. RefSeq lists its product as uncharacterized. Lineage: Eukaryota; Metazoa; Arthropoda; Insecta; Diptera; Drosophilidae. The transcript has 3 exons. The record is from RefSeq and is a predicted model, not a curated record. Bases 64 to 639 code for a protein of 191 amino acids.